CUCCACAGCAUGUGGGAGCUCCGGUCCAUAGCCUUCUCCAGGGCCGUGUUCUCCGAGUUCCUGGCCACUCUCCUCUUUGUCUUCUUUGGUCUUGGCUCAGCCCUCAACUGGCCACAGGCCCUGCCCUCUGUGCUGCAGAUUGCCAUGGCUUUCGGCUUAGCUAUCGGCACCCUCGUGCAGACCCUAGGUCACAUCAGCGGGGCCCACAUCAAUCCUGCUGUGACUGUGGCCUGCCUCGUGGGCUGCCACGUCUCCUUUCUCCGAGCCACCUUCUACGUGGCUGCCCAGCUGCUGGGGGCCGUGGCCGGAGCUGCCCUACUCCAUGAACUCACACCACCAGACAUUCGUGGGGACCUGGCUGUCAAUGCGCUCAGCAACAACACAACGGCUGGCCAGGCUGUAACUGUAGAGCUCUUCCUGACCCUGCAGCUGGUGCUCUGCAUCUUCGCCUCCACCGAUGACCGCCGUGGAGACAACCUGGGUACCCCUGCCCUCUCCAUCGGUUUCUCUGUGGCCCUGGGUCACCUCCUUGGGAUCCACUACACUGGCUGCUCCAUGAAUCCUGCCCGCUCCCUGGCUCCAGCUGUCGUCACCGGCAAGUUUGAGGACCACUGGGUCUUCUGGAUCGGACCCCUGGUCGGAGCCAUCUUGGGCUCCCUCCUCUACAACUACGUGCUGUUCCCUCACUCCAAGAGUUUGUCGGAGCGCCUGGCUGUGCUGAAGGGGCUGGAGCCGGACACCGACUGGGAGGAGCGCGAGGUGCGGCGGCGGCAGUCUGUGGAGCUGCACUCGCCGCAAAGCCUCCCGCGGGGCAGCAAGGCCUGA
Chrysochloris asiatica (Cape golden mole) is the source of this 825-nucleotide messenger RNA. RefSeq names its product aquaporin 2 (collecting duct) (gene AQP2). Gene Ontology annotation, biological process: transmembrane transport. NCBI's taxonomy places the organism in Eukaryota, Metazoa, Chordata, Mammalia, Afrosoricida, Chrysochloridae. The record is from RefSeq and is a predicted model, not a curated record. Bases 10 to 825 code for a protein of 271 amino acids. Gene Ontology annotation, cellular component: apical plasma membrane; plasma membrane. The transcript has 4 exons. Gene Ontology annotation, molecular function: water channel activity.